CAAAUUUGAGUGUGAAAAUUAUAAUAAAUCUCAGAUCUAUAUAACAUUGUCCUACUCAAUUAGCUUCCAUUGGCUUUGGAAACUCAGUGUUGAUAAACUAUUAAAGUACUUAUCAAUCACUUUGUUUUAAGCCCACCUUAAACUUCUAUUCUGCUGCUACCAGAACCUGUUGAUAGGAUCCUCAUCAUAUUCUUUUUUUCUUCAUGAAGCUACUCAGCUGGGUUCAGACCAAGCUCAAUGGGAAACAAAGCAACAAUAACAACACAAACAUUUAUGCAUCUAAUACAAUAGAUCAAACUCCACAAUUUGGAGGUCAAAAAGAAGAGUUCAGUGACUGGCCACAAGGGAUUCUCUCAAUUGGGACACUUUUCAUAAAACCAUCAAAAGAUGAGCAAAAUGAAAGUUCAAUUGCAUCUCAAAAUCCCACAUUAGAAGAGGUUGAAGAACUUCAUAAGGAGUUAGAUAAAUUGAUAAAAUCUUCAAACGAUCAUCUAAAUAGUUUAGAUGAUCAAGUCGAGAACGAGCAAAAUUAUGCUCGUCCUGCAUCGACAUUUAAUAAAGAAGAAGACGAAGAAGAAGAAUGUGAUGAUCAUCAACAAGUUUCAACAAUUAUGCCAAACAAAGCUAAAAAUGAUGUGUAUUUGGAUAAAAAUGGUAGGAAAGUUAUGGUAAAUAAAAAGUCAUUGUCUUUUGUUCUUAAGAAGAUGUUUGUUUGUGGAUCAAUUGGUGGGUUUAGUCCAACACCUAGUCUUAGAGAUCCCACUAUUCAAGAGCCACCUAAGUCAACAAUGACUAAGAUAUUGAGAGCAAUGCUUCGAAAGAAAAUAUAUCCCCAAAAUUCAUGCCCAACUAUGCAAAGAAAGAAAUACUUGGGGAGUGGACUUAUAGACCAGAUCAUCAAUAACUAUGAUGAUCAAGAUUAUUUUGAUGCUGAUGAAGGAAAUAAAACUAGCAAAUGGGACAAGAGUGAUGAACAAUAUAUUGUAUUAGAGAUUUAGGGAAGAAAUUAUUCAUUAUAUAUGGAUGGAGGUUCUUUCAUAUAGCAUUCAAUUUCAAGAAACCUUUUGUCUAAAGAAUAUUUAAACUAAUAUCUAAUUAAUUAUUAUGCAGAGAUAAAUAAAGUGGUCAUGUAAAAUUUUUAUUAUUUUUGUCCAACAUUAUAUAAUUGCUAUCCAUUACAAUAUGCAAAAUUAUUGUGUUGCUCCUUUGAACCU
Molecule: messenger RNA, 1214 nt
Organism: Amaranthus tricolor (Joseph's coat)
Lineage: Eukaryota; Viridiplantae; Streptophyta; Magnoliopsida; Caryophyllales; Amaranthaceae
Product: protein DEEPER ROOTING 1-like
Exons: 5
Coding region: 204-998 (264 amino acids)
Biological process (GO): gravitropism; regulation of growth
Source: RefSeq, a predicted model, not a curated record